Messenger RNA from Triticum turgidum subsp. durum (durum wheat), 396 nucleotides. Lineage: Eukaryota; Viridiplantae; Streptophyta; Magnoliopsida; Poales; Poaceae. The record is from the annotation of a GenBank genome assembly.
AUGCUUGCAGGGGCCAACGCCGACUUGAGGGAGCAGCUCGGCGGGGCCCAGACCGCCCUUCGUGCCAAGGAGGCCGAGCUUAACGCCUUGAUCCAGGAGCACGACCGCCUGGCCAAAAAGUUGGCCGACCAGGAGGAGAGCCACAAGGCGGCCCUGAAGGAGGCGCGAGAUAGCGAGGCCACCCUCAAAGCCGAAUUCGAGACUGAGACGGGGUGCUGGGCUGAGGCGAAGCAAGCGCUGAGCGAGGGUUACGGCCGGAUCGAAGAUCUGAUCGACGGUGAGCCGCCUUCCUCACUCCUCACUCGCCUCUUGCCCUUUGGUUCAUCUUCUGAUUUGUGCUGCUUCUUUGUUUUUCGCGCAGACUACUUCCCCGGCCACUCCGUCAUGGCCACCUAG